Anisakis simplex (herring worm) is the source of this 732-nucleotide messenger RNA. NCBI's taxonomy places the organism in Eukaryota, Metazoa, Nematoda, Chromadorea, Rhabditida, Anisakidae. The record is from the annotation of a GenBank genome assembly.
AUGUCAACGAGUUAUAAAAUAGCCGGCGUGGUGGACGUUCUACAGCCAGCCCAUCAGAAGUACAAGGAUGCGCUUUAUAGCGCUGGCCAAGCAAUGGAGGAUCUGAUACAUAUAUGCCGAAGUGUACAGUUCGAAACGCACGAAGGCUGGGAGAAACGUGCAAGUCGCAAGAAUUUCAUUGUUUACUCGAAGUUAUUUCCGAUCGGCAACGUUUUCACGUUAAGAACCGAAAUCGAGUUUCCAUUGGAGCAAAUUUUUCGCGAACAUUGGAAUAACUUCGAGAAAACACCUCAAUUCAACAAAAAUGCAGCAUUUGCUAAGAGGGUUGUAACGUUGGCGCCUCUGGCCGAUAUUAUUCAUUAUGGUCUUAGUGAGGAUAUCGGUGUGAGUGCACGUGACUUCUUGGCGGGUCGCAUGACUCGACGAUUGGGCAACGAAAUUUUUGUGGCUGCGAGGAGUUUUGAGGAGAACUCCUACGAGAGCAUUAAAGACAGCAUACGUGGGAAUCUGGUAUUGGGAGGUGCUCGUUUUCGUGCAAAUCAAGCGAAUCCAAGAAAUACGAUCAUUGACUACGUGUUGUGUGCAGAGUUAAGUGGAUCUGAUGUGAGCAGUGAGAAGAAUGAUCAAAUUCUGAUGAAAUUCAUGAUUGAAGAUAUUGAAUGUGUUAAGAAUCAAAUUCAGCACAUUCGAGUUCGAGUAGAACGUAAAACUCGUAUGGGUGUAGCACGAUAG